This is a messenger RNA of Struthio camelus australis, 792 nucleotides long. Lineage: Eukaryota; Metazoa; Chordata; Aves; Struthioniformes; Struthionidae. The record is from RefSeq and is a predicted model, not a curated record.
GCCUGGGUCAUGAAGCAGGGAAGACCCCUAUCUGGUGGCUGUGUACCUCCAUGCACUCUCCGUGGCCCCACAGCACUUGGCAGGGUGUCUUGGGGCUUUCCACAGACCACGUGGGAAUGAAAGAGGCUCUCUCGUGCACAGGGAGCGCUCGAUGAGGGCAGAGGGAGGGAGAGCAGAUCAGAGGGCUCUCGCGCAAGGAACAUGCACGGGGCAGUUUCCUGUCCCCCAGGCUCCUUUCACCUGAUGCCAUCUGUGCCCUGGCAGGAGGAGAUGGUGUUUUAUUACUACAGCAACCGUAGCAUCCCUGUAGGCCCUUUCCGGGACCGGGUACAGUGGCAGGGGGACAUCUCCCGCUGGGAUGGCUCCAUCCAGCUGCAGGACGUGCAGGUGAACGACAGCGGCACAUACGUGUGCGAGAUCCGGCUGCAGCAGUGGAGCAGCAUCUUCAAGAACCACACGGUGCUGCACGUCAGCCCCGUGGCACAGAGAAAAGGAACAGUGGGUGCCCAGGAGUCUGCGGUCCCGGGGAACACUGGAUUUUGGAGCGUGAUAGUGGGCUGCUGCUGCGUGGCCAUUGUGCUGGCUUUCCUGGCAGGACUCAGCCUGAGGAAGAGGUCUGCAGCCAACUCUGCCCUAGAGAGGACUAGAGGCGGCGGGGGCCGCGGGGGCACAAGGGGUUACUGGCGUGGGGUAGCAUGGGACACAGGCCUGGGGGAGGCUCAGGGAGGGAAUCCCAGGCUGGCCGAGCGGCGCGUGACUGUUAGCCGGGGGCUCUCCGUGCUGGUCCGGUGA